Molecule: messenger RNA, 2956 nt
Organism: Pygocentrus nattereri (red-bellied piranha)
Lineage: Eukaryota; Metazoa; Chordata; Actinopteri; Characiformes; Serrasalmidae
Gene: ufl1
Product: UFM1-specific ligase 1
Exons: 19
Coding region: 326-2719 (797 amino acids)
Biological process (GO): protein K69-linked ufmylation; response to endoplasmic reticulum stress; regulation of proteasomal ubiquitin-dependent protein catabolic process
Cellular component (GO): endoplasmic reticulum membrane
Molecular function (GO): UFM1 ligase activity
Source: RefSeq, a predicted model, not a curated record
GCAGAUCCUGAACUGUCCUCGCGGUCCAGUGACGGUUCCGUUUUGAGCACUGAAUUGGACUAAGUUACAGUUGGAGCGCUAGAGUCAGAUUCAUGGCUAGAACAUUGGAAUCAAAGCUAGAGCACUAGUUGUAUUUAGACCACUAGAGCAAAUAUCGGGACGCGCCCGAGUUUGUGUUACAGUGAGCGUUAGGUUCGGGGUUUGGGCUCGUUAAACUGGACCCAGCAAAGCCGGACAAGGCCAGCCCGGCCAUACCUGCACAGCUGCUCCACAGAAGCACCUGCACGGCGCUGCUUUCUCAGUUUAACCCGCCGGAGCUGCUCUGAUGGCGGACUGGGAGGAGAUCAGGAGACUCGCCGCGGACUUUCAGAGAGCGCAGUUCGCAGAUUCGGCGCAGCGGCUCUCUGAGAGGAACUGUAUUGAAAUCGUAGCGAAGCUGGUUCUGGAGAAGAAGCUGGACGUGGUUCACACUCUGGAUGGUAAGGAGUAUAUCACCCCCCCUCAGAUCAGCCGCGAGAUCAAAGACGAGCUCUACACACACGGAGGCAGGAUCAACAUCGUGGAACUCCAGAAGAUAAUUAAUGUUGACCUGGUUCACAUCGAGAAACAAGCGAACGAUGUUUCCAAACAGGACAGAGGAACUCGCCUGAUUCUGGGACAACUCCUAGACGAGAAGUAUCUGGACCAGCUUGCAGAGGAAGUGAAUGAUAAACUGCAGGAAGUGGGUCAGGUCAACAUCGCAGAGCUCUGUAAGACCUACGACCUGCCGGGCGAGUUUUUAACGGAGGAGCUGUGUGGACGAGUCGGGCGAGUGAUUGAUGGUCAGGUGGACGAGUUUAAACGAGGUGUGAUCUUUACUCAGGCUUUCAUUAGCCGACACACAGCCCGAAUACGGGGGCUGUUCAGCGCCCUCACCAGGCCUACCCCAGUCAGCACUCUGAUCAGUCUUUACGGCUUUCAGGAGAAUCUGUUAUACUCGGUUCUGGAGGAGUUGGUGAACACCGGCCGGUUGAAGGGGGCUGUAGUCGGGGGUCGGCAGGAUAAGGCUGUUUACAUUCCAGAAAUUUACUCGAAAACUCAAAACGCCUGGAUCGACUCCUUCCUCAAGCAGAACGGAUACCUGGAGUUCGAGGCACUGUCCCGUUUGGGGAUUCCUGACCCGGUGAGCUACAUUAAGAAACGCUUUAAGUCCAGUAAGCUGCUGUUUCUGAAGGCUGCGUGUGUCGGUCCGGAGAUCAUCGCUCAGCUAGAGGCGUCAGUGGAGGAGGCAGUCAGUUCGCACACCUGGGUUGACCUGCAGCCGGUGUUGCCCAGCUGCCUGUCGGAGGAGGACUCGGAGCUGCUGAUUGGUCAGGUUCUGCGUACGCUGGGCGCUCAGUCCACCGCACGAAUCCUCGGCAGCGCCGCCGUCAGUGAGAAGUUCGUUAGUGACUGCAUGGCGCUGUUUGAUGACAUCAUGCGGCUGAAGGCACAGAAGGAGGUGAAGAAUAACCCAGUGUUUUUGAUCGCUGAGGAGGAUCUAAGAGCUUCAGCGCUGCUGGAAAACAGCACCUCCUCUAAGAAAGACAAACGAGAGGAGCGCAGGAAGAAAAGUUCAGAGGGCAGUGGCAGCGUGAGAGGCGGUGGAGGAGGAAACGCGCGAGAGAUCCGAAUCAGAAAAACAAAAAAGAAAAACCGAAAAGACGAAGAAAGUGACGAGGACGCGGACACCACACACAGGGUAAGUAAACAGUCCGAGGUUCUGUUUUUGUCGGUGGAGGAGAUUAUGGAUGUUUUGGAGAGAAAAGUGUUGGACUGUCCCGAUGACACACUUGAACAGCUCGCUCAGGAAAUACUGAGGCCGCUGACCCGGAAGUACCAGGAAGUGGUCCGCUCGGCUUUUCUUUCAUCCAGCUCGUCCGGUUCUGGAGGAAACCGAAAGCAGAACGUGAAGGACGUUCAGGAGGAGAUAAACAACCUGUACAACAACGUCCGCCUGUUUGAGAAAGGAACCAAACUCUUCUCAGAUGACACUCAGCUGCUGCUGAUGAAACACCUCCUGCGGACCAUCUGCACUGACCUGACCAACAUCCUCAUCAACCUCCUGUCAGCUGACCUCAUGAUGGCCACGGAGAACCCCAGCUCCAUCACUGCUGAGGUGAGAACGAAGAUUCUGGCGAAGCUGCCUGAAGAAACUAAAGCUCCUCUGAUGAAACUGAACAACAGCCUCACCGGAAAAAGCAUUGAGGACUUCGUGUCCAGUUUGGAAGCGGCUGCUGAAGAAUGUGGCCUCCUGCUGAAGAAAGGCGAUAAGAAAAAAGAGAGGCAGGCGCUUCUGCUCCACAAACAGGCUUUACUGGAGCAGCUGAGCGAAGCGGAGGAUCCAGCUCUGGUUCUGCACCUGACCAGCGUCCUGCUGUUCCAGAACGUCACACACUGUGUGCUGCACGCUCCCGGACGCUGCGUCCCCAACAUCAUCAGCGCCUUGCAGCCUAAACUGCCUGAGGAUCAGUAUAAGCUGCUGCUGCAGUUUCAGGGUUUGGUGGUGAAGCGGCUGGUGCAGAGUCACAGUCAGGGGAAAAAGGCAGAUAGGGCGGAGCCGAGGGUGGAGCCGGGGGCGGAGCCAGGCGGAGCCAGUCCAGACGAACUGGAGUCUGUACAGAAAGAGCUGAGCAGCCUGAGCAGAAGCAUCAAAGAGCUCGUCUUGAAUCCGAGAAGAACAUCCACGACGGAGGAGUGACCGCAGCGCCAGAACCCUGCCGACUGCACGGCUCGUUUAGAGCCGCUUCGUUAAACAAACCAAUUAGAACCAAAGAUGUUUCCUGAUUACACGUUGUGUGUUUAUUGUAAGUAAAGUGAUUAUGACCGAUUUCCUCACUGAGUCAUUUCAAAACAAACCCUGAAAAUAAUUUUAACUGACGCUAAGGAUUGUGGGAACUGGGGUCAAAUGCUAAUAAAUCUUUGGAAAACAACGUAA